This is a messenger RNA of Phytophthora nicotianae INRA-310, 204 nucleotides long. RefSeq lists its product as hypothetical. The transcript has 2 exons. Bases 1 to 204 code for a protein of 67 amino acids. The record is from RefSeq and is a predicted model, not a curated record. NCBI's taxonomy places the organism in Eukaryota, Oomycota, Peronosporomycetes, Peronosporales, Peronosporaceae.
AUGUCAUCCUCGAAAUUUCAGAGCUUCUUCGUGCGCCAUUGCUCAGUUGGAGAGGUGGCAGAUCUGUGGAGCAGCGUGAACGUGCUGCUAUGGACGAUCUGUUACGGACAUCAUCAUCACGCUGGGGUUUACUAUGCUGCUUAUCCAGAAACCAACCAUCACAUUCGGAACGCUUUCCUCGCUUACAGUUUCUGGGAUGAUUAG